This is a messenger RNA of Racocetra persica, 298 nucleotides long. The record is from the annotation of a GenBank genome assembly. NCBI's taxonomy places the organism in Eukaryota, Fungi, Glomeromycota, Glomeromycetes, Diversisporales, Gigasporaceae.
CGGGAACAAUGAAAAUGUUCCCAUAAAAACCGGCAAUAAUUUGCCUUUGCGUUAUAUUCCUCUCAAUACUCCCAUUCACAAUGUAGAAUUAAAAAAAGGGAAAGGAGGACAAAUAGCACGAGGAGCAGGGACUUAUGCGGAAAUUAUCGGUAAAGAGGAAAAUAGUAAAUAUGUGUUAGUGAAACUUCCUUCCAAGGAAGUGAGAAAAGUAUUAGCUGAUUGUCGGGCAACUAUCGGCAAAGUAGGCAAUAGCGAAGCCAAUUUGGUUCGUUUAGGCAAAGCCGGACGGAGCCGGUGA